CAUCAUUAAUAGUGAUAAUUCGUGUGAUUUGUAAUUCAGCCUGUGAGGAAACAUGUUUGAGCGCGUUACAGACCCGGGGCUCUAAUUGUUUUGUUUUAAUUUGUGUUUUUGGUUUUGCGUCAGAUUUUUAUGCUCUGUUUAUUAUUUCCAGCCGAAAGGCUUUUCUUCAUGCCUUUAAAGAAAAUGGAUUUCAACUUUCAUUUCUGUUGGAUGAGCUGAAAAAACGCAAGUGAAAGGAAGUCAAGACAUUUUCCUUCUUUAAAAACACUAAGUAAGAGUGCUAAACAAGACGAGACAAUACAGACGAUGUGAGACAAUACAGACGAUGUGAGACCAUACAGACGAUGUUGUGGAACUGGUUUCAUCAUGGAUUCUACAUCAGACCGAACUCCGAAAGGUUCGCAACGCUCUCCAAAGAAAACCCCACAGAGCUCUGGCAAGCGGGAAAAGCGCAACCAGAAACCAAACCUUCAGGAGGUGAGGAAUAAAGGAAGACGUGACCGAGGCAAAGCAGAAGAGGAGAUGACAAAAAAAAACAUGGAUCCGCACGAGAAGCCGAAAGCAGUGGGAACCGGCCUGGUUUACUCCGAGCUCUUUUCCCGUUAUCGCUGUCUGUGGGACUCCAGUCACCCCGAGUGUCCCGAGAGAGUGACUACUGUCAUGGGGAUGAUGGAGACCGAGGGGCUGCUGUCUCGAUGCCUGCAGGUGGAGGCGAGAGCUGCAUCAGACGACGAGCUCUCUCAGGUUCACACGAGGGAAUACAUCGAUCUGAUGAGGUCCACCGAGAAGAUGACGGAGGAGGAGCUGAAGUGCGUCUCUGAUCGCUACGACUCCGUCUACCUCCAUCCAGACAUGUUCUCAUGUGCCUGUCUAGCUGCCGGCUCUGUCCUCCAGCUGGUCGACAAGGUGAUGACAUCAGAGCUACGCAACGGCUUCGCCGUGUGCAGGCCUCCAGGACAUCAUGCCCAGGCCGAGCAGAUGAAUGGAUACUCCAUGUUUAAUAACGUAGCAGUGGCAGCGCGUUACGCUCAGAACCAACACGGUGUCCAGAGGGUUCUGAUUGUGGACUGGGAUGUGCAUCACGGUCAGGGAAUCCAGUACGCCUUCCAGGAAGAUCCCAGCGUCCUGUAUUUCUCUGUACAUCGGUACGAGGGGGGCUCCUUCUGGCCUCACCUGCCCGAGGGAGACAGCAGUGCUGUGGGUUCAGGACCAGGCGAAGGCUACAACAUCAACGUGCCCUGGAUCAAGACUGGGAUGGAGGACGGAGAUUACAUCGCUGCUUUCCAGACAAUUCUGAUGCCCGUAGCCUACGAGUUUCAGCCUCAGCUCGUGUUAGUAGCAGCCGGUUUUGACUCCGUAGCUGGUGAUCCCAAGGGUGAGAUGUGUGCGAGCCCACAGUGUUUCUCUGUACUGACCCACAUGCUGAUGGGUCUGGCCGAGGGACGCAUCGUGCUCUCUUUGGAGGGAGGCUACAACCUGCAGGCCACAGCAGAGGGGGCAUGUUCUAGCUUGAGGUCACUCUUGGGUGACCCCUGCCCUCAUCUGAACUCACCAGGGGCUCCGAGCGAGAGUGCAUUGACGUCCAUCUCUAAGACAGUUUCUGCUCUCUAUCCAUUUUGGACCAGCUUGCAGACUCUGGAGGGAGGCUCUCUUUCCGAGGCACAGCCCUUACCCUCAGCCGUGUGUGUGGAGAAACUGGAAUCCUCCGAACGAGUUACCGGACUGGUUUACGACGAGCGUAUGAUGGAGCAUCACAACAUGUGGGACAGCCAUCACCCUGAACUCCCUCAGAGAAUUUUCCGGAUCUUCUCCCACCAUGAUGAUUUGGGGCUCGUGGCCCGUUGCCGGCGGAUACCGGCUCGUUUAGCCACAGAGCAGGAGCUUGCACUUUGUCAUGGAUCAGAACACAUCGCUACCAUAAAGAGCACCGAGCAGAUGAAGCCCAGAGAUCUGAACAGACUCGGGCACGAAUAUAAUUCCAUCUACAUCAGUAAAGAGAGCUAUAAAUGUGCACUGCUGGCAGCUGGAGCAUGUUUUAAUGUAGCUCAGGCCAUCCUCACUGGCCAGGUGAGGAACGGCGUUGCGAUUGUACGUCCACCCGGGCAUCACGCAGAGAAAGACGCCGCCUGCGGCUUCUGCUUCUUCAACACGGCUGCCCUGACUGCUCGCUAUGCCCAGAGCAUUACCCACAAUGCCCUGCGCGUCCUUAUCCUCGACUGGGAUGUGCACCAUGGCAACGGCACACAGCACAUCUUUGAGAACGAUGACAGCGUUCUCUACAUCUCUCUCCAUCGCUACGAGGACGGCUCGUUCUUCCCUUGCUCGGAGGACGCCGAUUACGAUAAAGUGGGCCGAGGGAAAGGUAAGGGUUACAACGUCAACAUUCCCUGGAACAAAGCCAAGAUGGGCGACGUGGAAUAUCUAGCAGCCUUCCACCACUUGGUGAUGCCAAUAGCACGAGAGUUUGCUCCAGAGCUGGUCCUCGUCUCGGCCGGGUUCGAUGCCGCCCAAGGUGACCCACUAGGGGGGUACAAGGUGACCCCGGAGGGCUACGCCCACCUCACACACCAGCUGCUGAGUCUAGCAGCAGGACGAGUUCUUGUCAUUUUAGAGGGAGGUUAUAACCUCACCUCCAUCUCCAACUCCAUGGCAAUGUGCACCAGCAUGCUCCUGGGUGACACGCCGCCGCCGCUGCCCCCUCUGCCCCCGCCACACCAGAGCGCUGCCAUCAGCAUCAACAACGUCCUGCGAGCACACGCCCCCUACUGGAGAUCUCUCAGAAUACAACUUCCAGAGGCUCUGCGUUUGUCCUUGCCUUCUCCUAAAUCUAAAAUCAAGCGCACACCACCAGGAAAAGAAAGAAAUUCCCCUCCUCUUGUUACCCCUCAAACGCAGAGCCAACGUACCCCAGUGCCGACUUCACCAGCGUCACCUCCUACCGAUCAGGAGGACUCGGGGCUGGACGAGCUCACACAAGGCCUGCACGCUCUGGACCUGAGCACAUCCACCAUAUCUGCCACUUCCAGCCCCACCUCGGUCCAAGUGGGCGGGGCUAGACCUAAAGUCAAGCCCAGCCCACAGAGGAGCUCGUUCUCAUCGGCGCAGGAAGCAUCGCCGGUCCGAGCGGCGGAAAAAGGUAUCGAGGACGGUGCCGUAAAAGCCGAGUCCACGCCGGUCAAACAGGAGAAUCAGUCAGAAGAAUCAGGCGCUGGAGCGGUGUGCGAUCAGGAGAGUCCUGCUCUGGAGGGAGCGUGCGGUUACACCAAGAAAACCAACUUCGAGCUUGUGUGUGGAGCCACGAACACGGCCGGGGAUACGAUGUACGUGGUGGACCCUUUGACAUGGUGCCCACACUUGGAGUCAGUGUGUCCGGUGCCCGCGGGCGGCAUCGACGUGUUCCGGCCGUGCGAGGAGUGCGGCGCCGAAGCGGAGAACUGGAUCUGCCUCUGCUGCUAUAAGGUUUUGUGUGGGCGUUUUGUGAACGAGCACAUGGUGGUCCACGGUCUGGUGUCCUCUCACCCUCUGGUGCUGAGCUUCGCCGAUCUUUCAGUGUGGUGCUACUCCUGCGAGUCCUACGUCCACAACAAGGUGCUGUAUGAAGCCAAGAACGCUGCUCAUCUUGCUAAGUUCGGGGAGGAGAUCCCCCCCAUCGUCUAAUCUAUCACUAAGAAUACUUCUGUGCAGGCAAACAAAAGUGUGGGUGAGUGUGUGGGUGAGUGUGUGUGUGUGUGUGUGUGUGUGUGUGAGGCACUUUCAUGCCGUAGCUGAAUGCUUGUGCGAAACUAUUUUCACACAGAACACAUUGUCUUCAUUUCCAAACUUGUAUGCGUCCCUCUCUCCACAGGAGAGCUAAACUCAUUAACCUGUGCUAAUUACACUGUGUGUGUGUGUGUGUGUGUGUGUGUGUGUGUGUGUGUGUGUGUGUGUGUGUGAGAGAGAGAGAGAGAGAGAGCACACACAUUAGAGACUCAGAUCAUUUAAGUUUAGGAUGAUGGUUUAACCGAAUCUCUCAACAUUUUAUUUAUUCUUCCUAAAAAAAAAGGCAGUUUUCUAAUUUAAAAAAAAAAAAACAGCUUUUAAUGAGAUAAAGAAGAAUGUUGGACGUGUUGGACGUGUUGGACGUGUUGUUCAGGUGAGAUCGUCACAACGGCAGCCAGGCGUCUGUUCGUGCAGUUCAACACGCCGUUCAUCGCCUUCCUGUUUGAUAAUGAAGGACUAAUUUCAGGCACAUGGCCAAAACGUAUUACUUCACAACUCGCAUACAGUAAACAUUGCAGAGUUUUUUUUUCCCCCAACAAAAAAAAUGUCACUCUUCUUUCAUGCCGUCUUCUCAACGUCUUACGUGUAUUCUUCUUUUGAACAAACUCUGUAUCUGUAUUAUGGCAAAAAAAAUUGGGCUUUUGUAAGCUUUGGUAUAUCAAUACACUUUAAUUGUGAUUAAUUAUCUUCUGUGGUUUUCUGCAUCUUCCUUGACAAAAAGUUAUUCACAAGUGCAAUAAAAAUGAAAAUGACA
Messenger RNA from Tachysurus fulvidraco (yellow catfish), 4513 nucleotides. It is a transcript of the gene hdac6, whose product is annotated as histone deacetylase 6. Lineage: Eukaryota; Metazoa; Chordata; Actinopteri; Siluriformes; Bagridae. Gene Ontology annotation, cellular component: histone deacetylase complex. The coding region runs from base 367 to 3657 and encodes 1096 amino acids. Gene Ontology annotation, molecular function: zinc ion binding; histone deacetylase activity. The record is from RefSeq and is a predicted model, not a curated record. The transcript has 29 exons. Gene Ontology annotation, biological process: chromatin organization.